AAAAUAUGUGUCUGAAGGGGUACAAGUCCGUAAUGAGGAAUUCUUCAAGUUCGUUAUUUGUAUAAGAUUGUGCUGUGUAAAUUGAUUAGAAAAUGCCAUUAAUAAAAAAACCUAUGCGUUAUGCACAUCCGGAAGGACAUACAGAUGUUUGUUACUUUACCGGUGAAAAAAAAGGCCUUGUUACUUGUGGAUCUGAUGGAGAUGUUCGAUCUUGGUUAAAUUUAAUGGAUGAUGAUCCAGCUGCGAGUUGUGUUGCAGACCAAGCUAUAUCAGUAAUAUCAAAGAAUGGAAAAAUAUUUGUUGGUAAUGACAAUAACACAGUUCAAAUACUUAAUUAUCCUGAUCUGGAGAAAGAAGGAAUAGUAACUAGAUUUUCAGCACCUGUAUCUGCAUUAGCAACAACAAAAAACAGUAAUAUUAUAGUAUCAGGAUCAUGCGAUAUGAGAAUACAAGUUACUGAUAUCAAUACAUCAGAUAAUACAGAGCUCUUGGGUCAUGAAGCUCCUAUAUUAGGUUUAUCAUUGGAUCCUAAGGAAGAAUUUGUGGCAUCAUCAAGUGCAGAUGGAUCAGUACGAGUAUGGAAUAUUAAAGAAAAACGUGUUGCAAAUAUUUGGAAUAAUAUUGUACCCAAAUGUAACUCAUUUUUUACAUCAAAAGUUUACUGUGUGCCUUCAUUUCAAGGUAAAGAUGGAAGUUGUCUUGCAUAUCCACAUAUGAAAGAUGUAGUUGUAGUAGAGAGAUCUUCUUGGAAGGAAUUGUUUCAUCUGAAAUGUAUCAAUAUCAAAACUGAAAUUAGUAUAUGUAAAUUUUCUGAAUGUGGUACAUUAUUAGCUGCCAGCACUAUAAAUGGGGAAAUAAUUGUUUGGGAUGUAAAAACAAAGGAUUUGAUUGGUUACAUUGAAAACCAACAGAAUGCUAAAAUUACUUCAUUAUCUUGGAAUAUUGAUGCACCAGAUGAAAUUGCAUUUUGUGAUCAUUUAGGUCAAUUAGGAUGCAUUGAUGUGAUACUCUGUGAGAAGCUAUCAAGCAAUGAAGACAAUGUAGAAAUAAAUGGACAUGUAGAAGACAAUGAUAUCUGUUUACCAGAUGAGGAAGACGAUGAUGGAGAAAAUGUUAUAUCUUUAGAUAAAAUUAAAAGGUCAGUGGACCUUGAAGAAGAUCAGAAGAGUUGUUCUGAGGAAGAAACUGUGAAGUCACAACACGACACAAAUGUCUUUGCACCUGAAAUUAAUUUGCAACCACCAUUUCAGCCUGGCUCAUCUCCAGUACAUUUAUUAUCUCGUUUUAUGGUUUGGAACGAUACUGGUAUGGUAAGAUGUUUUACUUCUGAAGAUGGGGAUGAGUCUAGCAUUGAAAUUGAAUUUCACGAUGCAACAAUUCACCGUAGCAUGCAUAUUAACAAUUAUUUAAGACAUACUGUAGCAACUUUGUCACCAUAUGCACUUGCACUGAACUGUCCAUCAAAUAGUGACACACGAAGUAAACUUGUUGUAAUUGUGUUACAAGGUUGGGGCUCUGGAAACAAAGAAUGGUCUGUAGAUCUCCCAGAAGAUGAAGAAGGGCAGUGUGUUGCUGCUGGUGAUACUUUUGUUGCACUUGCAACAUCUAAAAGGAAUUUAAGAAUUUUUACAGUAGGAGGCACACAACGUGAAAUCAUAUCAUUGCCCGGUCCUGUUGUUGCAAUGAAUGGCCUUAGGAAUACGGUAGUAAUUGCUUAUCAUAGCGGAAUAGGUGCAUUGGGUGAUCAAAACAUGAGUUUACUAUGGAUUCAAAUUCGUGGCUUAACUUUACAUAGUAAGAAAUUAUCUCUUCCACUGUCCCCUUCAUCAGAACUUAUGUGGUUAGGACUUACCGAUAUUGGAUCUCCUGCUGUUAUGGAUGCUGACGAUGUUAUUAGAGUAUAUAACAAAAAAUCAUCUUUAUGGAAAGUUGCCAGCGACUUGAAUGGGCAGACUAAAGGCAAAGCUGAUCAUUAUUUCAUCAUUGGAAUCAAUGAACAAGAAAGUAUUGCUCGGUGUGUUUUGUGCAAAGGAAGUUAUUAUCCACCGACAACCCCACGACCUGUGAUAACAGAAUUGUCUUUGAUUCCGCCACUUUGCGAACCUGAAAGCGAAAAGUCUGAUAAAGAAUUCAAAUUAUGGAAACUGGGAGGCGAUUCCUCAGAAGUAAACGAAGCGGUUCUAGCUCUAUUCGCGCUCGCGUGCCGGAGUAACUUGGAAUAUCGAGCAGUAGAAUUGUGUGAACAAAUAGCUUCAGAAAAAGUUAUAGAAUUGGCAGUCAAGUAUGCCAGAAGAAUAAAUCGAACGGCUUUGUCGAAUAAAUUGGAGUCUAUUGCUGACAAAAGGGACGAAGAGAAUAAAAAGGAACAGGAAACCGAAAAUAAAGAUAAUGAUAUAGACGAAGGGAAAAGUGACGAUGAAGUUCAAAAUAAUGAAAUUGAAGAACCCACGAUUUCACUGUCUGUUCAGAAAAAACCGGAAGUAGAGAUUAAGCCAUUGUCCAUGAGUGAAGCUUUAUCGCUAAAAAGAAGCAAUCCAUUCUUAAAAAGUGGAAACUCGCUUGCAACCAAAGGAUUGGCUGGAUUAGAUAUUACUCCUGAAAAGCCACAGAAGUUAUCAGUAUCAACACCCGCUCCAUCAAAAUCAAAAGCAAAAGAGGCAAAAGCUGGAGCAAAAAAAGAAACAUUUAUUAGUUGGUACGCCAAGAAUAAAAAAAGUUUGCAAGAAGAAUUCCCUGAAUUAAGUCCUGCAGAUCUGACAAAAACGGCUUUAUCAAGAUACAAGGAAAUUGGUGCAACUCCAACAAGUAACGUUCCUCCUGAAUCUACAGACACCAAGAAAAGAAAACUAAGUUCCGAAGACGAACAAAAUAAACCGAAACGAGUUGCGAAUAAAAUACUGAGCACGUUUGCAUUUGGAUGAUUAGUAAUUUACAAUUACAAAAAUAAUUUUAUAUUUUUAAUUUAUCUAAUUAGCAUUAUUUAUUAUUCUGCGCUCGUAUGGUUGCUGUUUACUACAUUUAUAUAAAU
Molecule: messenger RNA, 3028 nt
Organism: Dufourea novaeangliae
Lineage: Eukaryota; Metazoa; Arthropoda; Insecta; Hymenoptera; Halictidae
Gene: Ctf4
Product: WD repeat and HMG-box DNA-binding protein 1
Exons: 13
Coding region: 93-2921 (942 amino acids)
Biological process (GO): DNA-templated DNA replication; mitotic cell cycle; DNA repair
Cellular component (GO): nuclear replication fork
Molecular function (GO): protein binding; chromatin binding
Source: RefSeq, a predicted model, not a curated record